AUCACACCAUAAUACCGUUCCCAAUUAAUAUUACUCACCCACACAUCGAGCAUCCCACCCAAGAAGGCUCCUUCCAAGCCUCACUGAAGCUGACAGCUGCUCGUCGGCAAAUACCACACCCAAGCCCAUAAUGGAAUCAAAUCGUAUUCGUAACAGAAGCAUCACUUCAGCAAAUGCUAGGUUAUCUGAUGAACGCGACACGCCCGCCAAGGCUCAAGACGCUGAACAGCCAACAUCAGACAAGGAAGUUGUAUUAGACGAAAUAAUUGUAUCUCAGUCACCUUCGGUGCAAAGAACUAGUACAGCCGUUUUGCCCAACGAUCAUGUUGACGAGGGCACCAUGGAAGCGUCUACGCCAUUAGUGAGGCGAUCUAAACGGUUCUCUUCCAGCUCUCAAAGGAUUGCCAGUUCUGCGCUAUCAGACAAAAGUGUCACCGUGAAGAAACAGGAAUCCGGAAUCAGCAUUAAUGGCGAUGGCGAAUCAGACGAAGUAUCACUCUCCUCGGCCUCUAAGAGACGAAGACUUAAUCAUGAAUCCUCGCCACACGUAGCUUCUCGUAAGAGCCGCUCUAAAUGGGACAAUCCUGAUGACAUGCUCACAGAUCCCAAGUCACCCUUGGUUAAUGCCAAGCUACGGGAGUUGCUUUGUAGUCCAAUGGUGUGGGAUAUCCUAACAGACGAGGAGAAAGAGCAGAUCCUUUCCAAGUUCCCAAAUAAUUCAAUGAUCCUCAAUCCUGAUACUCCUCAAGCUCGGCCUAACGUUAGUGCUCUUCUUAAUAACAAUAACUUUCGAAACGACGUGACGCAGUAUCAGGAGGGACUGGGCAAAGGAUAUCAUGACCCGGACUGGAUCCGAGAAGCUCAAGCCGCGCAUAGGGCGCGCGUCGCGGGUCUCUACGAUGAUUUCGUGGCCGCUGACUUUGAGGAGAAAUGGGAUAUGCCGAUCCCGGGACGACCACACGAUGACACUGGUGUGAAUGAAGGCAAUAGGCACAGAGCCGUCAGUGCUUCAGACUCUACCAUCGUGCCUGAGGACGCGAAAAAUAACAAUCCGGAGACAAAUGACAAGAUGGAACUUUAAUCAAAUAUGCUCAGUGCAUAUCCAAUCGAGAUCAACGUAAAAGACCGAAUUAAGGAAACGGAGCAUACUGAGCAUGAUAUAGUUAUGUCUACUGCUCAAACGGCCGAAGCUAAGGAGAUAAAAGAUCAGUCCUUGGAUGAUAGCGAGAGCAAAGGAAGUGAAACACAGAUAGAUGCUUCCAGGCUGCUGCAACUGUUCUUAGCUCUGGGCUGAUCACAACGUCAGAAUUUCAAGACUACCGUGAUCACAUACUGUGGAGGGAGGCACU
Xylaria bambusicola is the source of this 1349-nucleotide messenger RNA. RefSeq names its product Asx homology domain-containing protein. The transcript has 2 exons. Bases 131 to 1081 code for a protein of 316 amino acids. Lineage: Eukaryota; Fungi; Ascomycota; Sordariomycetes; Xylariales; Xylariaceae. The record is from RefSeq and is a predicted model, not a curated record.